CAAGGAAUAGCUACGCUGGUACCGAUCUUUUAACCACGCGGGUUUUUUUUUAAUUACUACUCUACUCCGUACGUAAUGUGUAUAUAAGGUGCAGCAACGACCCACGCGGUCACAUGUAUACAAAAUUCAGGACAGGCGACAUUUAAUCAAGAAAGAUAGAGAAGGAUAUUUAAUUGUUAGUCACGAGGUGGGGUAAAAGAUGUCGAAUUUUGGAUUAUUUGUUUUCAUUGUGUUUUCAACACACAUCAUAUACUGUCUCCCUGGGAAGACCAUGCAUUCUGAUGGAAGACGUGUUUGCAGAUACCACGGUGGUAAAAUAGAAAUGGUACCUACCCGGCAGUCUUAUAGAAGACCAUUUUACGACAAAAAGAUGUGCUCGAAUGACAGUAGUACUUGCAUCAACUCCACAAGGGUUUACAUGCGGAUAGUGUAUCGGACGGUGUUUUACAAACGCGUGGUACAAGGGGAGCACAAACGGUGUUGUCCGGGAUGGACGAAGAAAACACCAAGAGACAUGGCUUGUUUGGCGCCAAUAUGCAGACACGGCUGCAAGAAUGGUGGGAUCUGCGUGGGGCCAAACAAAUGUGAAUGUCCGCCAUAUUACACAGGCCGUCAAUGUCAACACGACUUGGAUGAAUGUUUAACUGGACGAAGUAGCUGCCAGCAGAUUUGUAAAAAUACCAUUGGUGGAUAUGAAUGUGGCUGCUUUCACGGGUUUAAAUCAGUUGAUAAAUACAAGUGCGAGUUUUGUCCUUUAUGCAUACAACCUUUAGAAGAUAUGAUGAACAAAGUCAAUUACAUGCAAGGUCGACUUAACGAAGUAGAGAAAGAGAAAGAAGAGAUGCGCGGAAACUUUUCGGUUCUGGAGAGGUAUUAUAAUGACGCUAUGUCCCAAGUAGAGGAAUUAAAAUCCGCUUCGUCACACACAACACCACCAGCACUGGCCACUACCACAGAAGACCCGUAUGACUUCGACAUCAUUUCCUCUCUCAGUGAUCAGAUUUCCCAGCUAGAAGAGAGACUUGGGUCAUGUGACUGUGGGAACAGAGGUCAAAGGGGAAGACACAGAUAUGACAGACGUUGGUCAGGAUGAAACAAUAACUUACAUAAUGUAAAUUCAGAAUCCCCCACUUUGUGUUAUAACACCCAAAUGAACAAUGUUUACAUGCAGUCCAAUACAUGUCUGAAUGCCACAAAUCAGCAUAGGAUACUGCAUUGACGUGAAGAAUACAGUAACACUUGGAGAAAACGUUUUAAAAUAAGCAAUGUUUGCUGUUUAGAUCAAUUAUGUAUGUGUUAUGUGCAAUAUAUAAUUAUGUAAAUAAAAUCCAUGAUAUGUUUCAAAAUUUUGAAUCCAAGGGCAA
Ostrea edulis (European flat oyster) is the source of this 1364-nucleotide messenger RNA. RefSeq names its product epidermal growth factor-like protein 8. Gene Ontology annotation, molecular function: signaling receptor binding; calcium ion binding. The coding region runs from base 200 to 1093 and encodes 297 amino acids. Lineage: Eukaryota; Metazoa; Mollusca; Bivalvia; Ostreida; Ostreidae. The transcript is spliced from 8 exons. Gene Ontology annotation, biological process: anatomical structure development. Gene Ontology annotation, cellular component: cell surface; extracellular region. The record is from RefSeq and is a predicted model, not a curated record.